Paramecium tetraurelia is the source of this 405-nucleotide messenger RNA. RefSeq lists its product as uncharacterized. Lineage: Eukaryota; Ciliophora; Oligohymenophorea; Peniculida; Parameciidae. The transcript has a single exon. The record is from RefSeq and is a predicted model, not a curated record.
AUGAGUUAAGAACAAGCAACAUAAGUGAGUGCCUAUUCAGCUUAUUAAAAUAAAUAACAUUAAUUAUGCUAUAGUUUAGAAACAAGUAACAGUAUGAGGAUUUUAAGAAGCAUUAAAAAAGGAAUAUCGGUAUCAAAAGUCUGUGAAGAAAAUUUAUUAAAUUUGAAUUCUAAUAUUGAUAGAUUAGAAAUAUCGAAAGAUGAUUAUUAUGAAACAACAACAUAAAUUUAAAGGGGAAAAAUGCCGACUAUUUAAUAAAUAAUAGGUCAAUUGCAAAGAAGAGUAACUCAAAUGUAAAAUCUUGCUUAGAUGAGAUUGGAAUAAAAUUCAAGUGAUAGUAGUGAGGAUUGGGUACCUGAUUUUAGAGAGGAGGAAGAAGAGAGUGAUUAUUUUGAAUAACAGUGA